AUGAAGAUCGAGUACUUGUCUGUCGGGCUGCUCGCCCUCUUCAGCCCCUUGGCCGCGGCCUGGAGCAAAGAAGAUCGCGAAAUCUUCCGCAUUCGAGAUGAAAUCGCAAAGUACGAGACCAACCAGGCCGCCAACUUCUACGACAUCCUCGGCGUGCCCUCCUCUGCUUCGCUGGACGAUAUCACAAAGGCGUACCGCAAGCAGACCCGCAACCUGCACCCCGACAAGGUCAGGCAGGGAAUGCGAUCGCAGGCCGAGAAGGACAAGAAGAACGGCGCAAACACAAAGCCUCCUACCAAUGCCGAGAUCAAGACCGCUGUCAAGAAGGCCGGCGAGGCCCAGGCCCGUCUCUCCCUCAUCGCCAACAUCCUUCGUGGCCCCGAGCGCGACCGAUACGACCAUUUCCUCUCCAAUGGCUUCCCUCUCUGGAAGGGCACCGAUUACUACUACAACCGAUACCGUCCCGGCCUGGGCACGGUCAUUGUCGGCCUGUUUAUCGUUGUCGGCGGUGGCUUCCACUACCUCACCCUCUACAUGAGCUGGAAGCGCCAGACCGAGUUUGUUGAGCGCUACAUCAAGUUUGCCAGGGAGACAGCCUGGGGCAAUGGUCUCAACAUCCCCGGCGUCGAUGCUCCUGCUCCGGUCGCCGAACCCGCUCCCGCGCCCGCCAGCGACGAGGAGGAAGCUCCCCCCGUGCCCCAGAACCGACGAGAGCGCCGUAUGCAGGAGAAGUUUUCCAAGCGAGAUGGUGCUAAGCCCGUUAAGAAGACGCGCCGUGCCCAGCCUCAGGCUCCGUCCGGAACUGCUACCCCUACUCCUGCUGGUGGUCCUACCGGUGCUCGAAAGCGAGUUGUUGCUGAGAAUGGCAAGAUCCUCGUUGUCGACUCCCUCGGCGACGUGUACCUUGAGGGAGAGGAUGACGGGGGAGAAGUCCACGAGUUCCUCCUUGACCCUAACGAGCUUGCCAAGCCCACCAUCAAGGACACUGCUGUGUUCCGCGCGCCAAUCUUCCUCUUCAACAUCACCGCCGGACGCUUCCUCCCCAAGAAGAACUCCGAGCUCGAGUACGACGUCUCCGGCGAUGAGGACGACUCGGAUGUUCCUCAGCCCACUCCCAGCACAGACUCGGCGGGCGAGGACUUUGAGCUUCUGGACAAGAGCACCGAUUCACUCAGCAAGGCUAAGGCUUCUGGUGCUUCGCAGGGCAAGGCCAACAAGCGCAAGGGCAAGAAGAGGUAA
Fusarium sp. VM40 is the source of this 1239-nucleotide messenger RNA. The record is from the annotation of a GenBank genome assembly. Lineage: Eukaryota; Fungi; Ascomycota; Sordariomycetes; Hypocreales; Nectriaceae.